Molecule: messenger RNA, 729 nt
Organism: Colletotrichum lupini
Lineage: Eukaryota; Fungi; Ascomycota; Sordariomycetes; Glomerellales; Glomerellaceae
Exons: 5
Coding region: 1-729 (242 amino acids)
Source: RefSeq, a predicted model, not a curated record
AUGUUAUGCUCUGCUUCGGUCGCGAGAAAUUGGCUUCCCGCCUGGAAAAAUCUCAAUGCGAUAAAGCCCAGCCAGCCAGCCCGCCCUACGAAAGGCGGGACGAGGCGGCGGCGGAGGGGUAACUUGGACCCCGCCGAGGUACCGAUGUACCUGACGGCGCCAGGUAAGGCAAGCCACCUACAUCCAUCCACCUCAUCCCAUCGUGGCCCACCUCAGUCAUCAGUCAUUCAACCUACAGUCCAGGAGGAAGCCCGCGCAAGCCACAACCUCCUUCCUUUGCUCCUCAAGCUGUGUCGUGUUAGUGCAAUGAUCUCAGAGGGCGAGAAUAACCGAUGGCUUACAGCUUCAGCUACCUCUAAGUGCUUUAGCCACUUGACCUUAGCUUCAUGUCUGUAUAAACCACAAUUUCACCUUCCUAACAAGACGGACGCUCAUCAUCAGACGGAAUCCCACGCCACGGCCAUUUCCGAACAUUCAAUAAAAACAUGCCAUGGAACUCAGAGCAAGAGAAAAAAACACUCACAUGCCUCUCUCUCGACGGCGGAGCCCUCUCUGCAUGAAGCAACCCACACACCUUCCCACCGAAACGUCACAUCCCCGCAGGACCCGCAUCAGCAAAUCACAGGUCAAGAUCCAGUCAUCCCGGGGCGGCCAACAUCCAGAACUGCAGUGCACACGCAGUUACGGUUGUCCUCGGUAUCCUUUUCCUGGACUUCCCUCUCCUCCUGA